This is a messenger RNA of Misgurnus anguillicaudatus (oriental weatherfish), 3474 nucleotides long. Lineage: Eukaryota; Metazoa; Chordata; Actinopteri; Cypriniformes; Cobitidae. The record is from RefSeq and is a predicted model, not a curated record.
UUUUAUAAAACUAUGGUGUUUGGCUGUACAUACUAAAUGAUAUAAUAUGGUUAUAGUACAGUAGUUGUUAGGUUUAAAUAUCAUUCCUGGUUUCUUCUUCGCAGCUGCGCAUAAGUAGUCUUUUAAAACAAAUUUUUGGCGGUUUUGAUUAAUUUGUGCCAUCGUCAGCUUUUAAACAUGUAUGAGGAAAAACUCGCACGCAAAAAUCUACAUGGAUUAAGUUCUUAGAAGAUUUUACUUCGUGAAUCGUGACCCGCUACCAUUAACCAGUUUCUGUUCUGUAAACAUCAGGCUGAAGAUUAAAAGUAGUCGUGGAGAGCGAGGUAAGGAGGUGCUGGGGCGCUGUGUUAACAGAAUCCACGAGGCAGCUGAGAUGAGCGCAUCGGAGCUGGAGUCAGAACAGAGCGCAGAUGUCCUAACAUGCCUCCCCUGACAUAACACGACCACCUCUGCACUCAGAUGAAGGUUUGCAGUCAAAGCUGAGGAUGGCUGGAGAUUCUCGCGUCCACAUGGACCACGACAUGGAGAUAGGAGUGACUCCAAGAGAGCAGGUGAAGAAACUCCCCAAGCACAUGAGGGAACCCCAGAUCCCUACAGAUCGCACUCACCUCAUCUCCGACCCUGUUAAGAAACCUCGUCAGCGCUAUGUUCAGAAAGAUGGCAAGUGUAACGUUCACCACGGCAACGUUCAAGAGACAUACCGGUAUCUCAGCGACCUUUUCACAACGUUGGUUGACUUACGCUGGCGUCUCAGUUUCUUCAUUUUCACCCUGGUCUAUGUGGUCAACUGGCUCUUCUUUGGAUUCUUGUGGUGGCUUAUUGCGCUUAUACGAGGAGAUCUUCAACACAUCGAUGAGGAGGGCUGGACCCCAUGUGUGGAGAACCUCAACAAUUUUGUCUCAGCUUUCCUCUUCUCCAUCGAAACGGAGACCACCAUUGGUUACGGCUACCGCGUCAUUACAGAGAAAUGUCCAGAGGGGAUCAUUCUUCUGUUGGUACAAGCCAUUUUGGGAUCCAUUGUUAAUGCCAUGAUGGUGGGCUGCAUGUUUGUGAAGAUCUCACAGCCCAAGAACCGGGCGGAGACAUUGAUGUUCUCCCACAAGGCUGUGAUUUCCGUGAGGGACAACAAGAUGUGCCUGAUGUUCAGAGUGGGAGACCUACGGAAUUCCCAUAUUGUGGAAGCGUCAAUCCGUGCCAAACUCAUUCGUUCGCAGCAGACGAAGGAGGGCGAGUUCAUCCCGCUCAACCAGACGGACAUAAACAUUGGCUUUGACACAGGAGAUGAUCGACUCUUCCUGGUAUCGCCGCUCAUUAUCUCGCACGAGAUCAACGAGAAGAGUCCGUUCUGGGAAAUGUCCCGUGCACAGAUGGAGAAGGAAGAGUUUGAGAUUGUAGUUAUCUUGGAGGGCAUGGUUGAAGCUACAGGCAUGACCUGUCAGGCACGAAGUUCAUACUUGGAUUCUGAAGUUCUGUGGGGCUACCGCUUCACCCCGGUGCUUUCUCUGGAAAAGGGCUUCUACGAAGUCGACUACAACAACUUUCAUGACAUAUACGAGACCAACACACCAACCUGUAGCGCUAAGGAACUGGCUGCUAAAUUUAAAGAGAGCCCGCUCCUUCCCCACCUCCCGCUUCUCAGCCCUGACCUCAGGCAUCACACGCCGGACCCCUUCUCCGUCCAAGACCCCCCAUCCAUUGCAGACGAGAGGGAGAAGGAUGGAGAGAAUGGUAGAGAGACGAACAAUGGCUCUGCCAACCGUCUGGAAGAGGAUCCGUGAGGGAAAACCUUCCCUGAACAGACUCAGAGACUGCGUAGUAAUUUGUCAGCUUAUUUUUCCUUCGCAUGGAGAGAUUUACUUGCAAUAGCCAUGCAAUACAAUCCCAAAAUUCUCUAGAGAGCCAAGCUGAUGUGUAGAUUAAGGUUAGACGCACAAACAGAUAAGAGAGGAUAUUUAUACUGAACAUACUGUAUUAUUGAUGCCCACACACUCAUUGAAGUACAUGCAUAAUCUAUUUUAGCUUUUUAAAGUUAACCGUGCAAUUUUUCAUCAGUAAACACCCUGUACCUCAAUGACAAAAGAGUAGCCAUAUGCAUUUCAAUCAUCCCGCAAGGGCUUUGUCGCGGCAUACAUACUGUAAGGUUAUACCCCUUAAUCUAACCAUAGCAAAUCAGCUUUAAUAGUAAUCCAAUGCAAAGACUCUUGGGAGGAAUACUGUAUGGAGACAAUAUCAAAGUUAAGCUAAUGCUAGUGUGUUUAACCACAAUGAAGGCCACAGUUUUGGGCUACAGUGUUUGUUUCAUUAAUCUAUUCUCUAUUGUAUGUUUUCGCUGUACUGGUAUUGUAAAGAUCAAUUCCCAUAACUCAUAAUGAGGUACAUUAUUGCAUGUGAUAUGGCUUGCAGAAUUUGAGCCAAAAACAGAAAAUGCACCAGAUAAAAGCACAACCACUGCAGCGGCCGACUUACAGCAUGUUAGCCUGCAGUAAGUACUGUAGUAAAAUACUGGUGACAUGUGAGAGGCAGAUGAUCUGGGUUUAGAAAUGUUGCACAUCUAUGUUGUCUCUAUGAAACAUGCCUACGCUGCAAAUAGUCAUUUUCUCAGUCAGUAUGAUUGUCUUUGUUCUGCAAUAAAAAUAUAUAAACGUCUUUGAAACAAGAUAAAUUAUUCUUGGAAGAAGAAUAUAUUUUAAUUUACAUUUAUUUUUGUUUAUCCUACUGAUUACUUGAAUCAACAACAUUUAUUAGUUAUGUUGCUGCUGCGUUACCAUGCAUAGCAAUUUUACGUGGCGGCAAUUUUGUAUUGAUUCGUACAAUUGGAUUCCUACAGAAACAUACGACCCCACCCCUAACCCCAACAUAACGGGGUGAAACAACAAAAGAGAUUGUACAAAUUGAUACAAAUUAUUCACUUCGUAAAGUAAUUACGUAUUGCCUUGAGAUUGUGUUUGGCUACUGAGCAUUUUUGUAUCAUGGUUUUAAUAUUUUUGACUUGAAAAAAAACACAAUCCAGAUUAAGAAAAAGAUUAUUUGCAGUGCAUGUAAUAAUUUUGUUGACCUGAGUUCAACUUUUUUUCCAGUGGUGAAGCUCUGGACUUGUCUUUGUCACGUUUGAGUUUUGUGUGCAGGUUUAAACCACAUACAUACUGUAAGACUCCCUUUUAAAGCCAGCCCGAAGAACUGUGUUACAAAGCGAGCAUGAACCGGACGGUGGAUACACUUUCUCAACAGGGUAUUUUCUAAGGCAUGCAGACUUCAAAAAUAACAACGCUUUCUACAAAAACUGCAAGAGUAAAUGGUCAGCUGUAAUGAGAGGUCAGCUCCGUUUACAGUGGUGCAGUAUUUUAAAGACUACUUCAUGCUGAGAGUUUAUUUGCAAUUUAGAUGGAGCUCACAAAUCAUUUUCACAGAAUAAUAUUAUAUGCAGGCUAUUUAAAUAAAUAAAACAUAAAUACUCAAAUAUCUGAAUACUGUUUU